AUGGCAGACCCCCUCAUAGGCGACUACCGCUUCGGCGGCCUCGAACGCCGCGCCUACGACGCCCUCCGCGGCGGCCCCGACGAAAAAUGGGCGUACCUCGUCUUCGCGCGCGGGAAGCACGCCGCAGAAGACCAGCGCAUAGCAGGGCACCCGCGCAGGAGGCACAAGUGGCGGAACAAUCCCUUUCUUGUCAUGAAAGAAUGGCGCGCGUUGGAUGAGCGCUCACGGCAUGAGCGGAUACGGGCCGCGAGAAGAGAUCCGAAUCGGCCGGAUGCAGUGGCGGUUGAAGUGGAGGUUGUAGAGGAGCCUGACUCGCCGGGGUCGAUCGAGGACUGGUCGGAUGUGAAUGAGACGUGGGCGCAGGAACUGGAGUACCGCUUUGUGAAGACGGUGUAUCAGCGGUAUUAUCGGGAGGAGAGUGCGCCUGACAAUGGUUUUUGGUCUGUUGUUCGGCUGUAUAGCGGUGUAGACGACACAGGCAGAGUCCGCGAUCGCGUCGUAGUCAAGGUCGCAGAUUGGGAGGUGCCGCUGAUUGAGCCGGACCCAAACGAUAGGAGCGCCUUCCGUAUUUACAGGGAGGUUGACAUGAUGAAACGCAAGUACCGGAGAGUCGACAGACUUCCAAAGUGCGAUCACAUACUCAAGCCGCGGUACUGGACCGAUAGUGCUUACGAGUACAGACCGACGGACGAGAAUGGGAAUGUGCGGACCACGCCUGACGGAGCCGAGGUGACGAGAGAGCGUCUGGGGAUCAGGUCGUACACGGAUUAUUGCGAGUUUGGGGACUUGUCUGACGUCCUGUUUGAGUAUUCGUGGGAGAACGACAAGCUUCAAGAUACUGACUCGAUGAAGAUACCAGAGGCUUUCAUCUGGCACGUUUUCCAUGCUAUCUCCAUCGCUCUGUACGUUCUAUAUACUAAGAAAGAGCAUAUGGAUGGAAAAGAGGAAGUAGAAGGCAAGAAAAAUAUUAACGGCUCUAAUAAGGGGGACGUUGACGGAUGGAUGAUACACCGCGAUAUAAAACCUCAUGUAAGUUGCAGCAUGGAUAUGCCAUCACACCUUUCUGUUUCCAAGCAUAUUAACGCCGUAACCAAGAACAUCUUCCUGAUGGCCCCCGCAAACCCCGACGAUUAUCCUCGACCGGUUCUUGCAGAUUUCGACUGUGCCACCAUGACGAAUUUUGGUAAUUAUCGAGGAGGAGGAACGAACGGCUAUAUCGCACCAAUUUUCUUCCUCCAGGAACAUUUCGAAGACGAUGGCUACCCCGAUGUAGACCCUAUAACAACCAAGACGGAUAUUUGGAGCCUCGCCGGCGUGAUCUGGGACUUGAUGAAUAGCAAACGUGGUUUCUUCUCUACUAGAGAUAAAGUCGGUCUAAAGUGGCUGCGGAGGAAGCUUCACGAAGCGAUCGCAAAUGAUGAUCCACACUUGGAUGACGAGUACCCAACCCAUGAUUAUAUGCAGAAGCACUUGGACCCCCGAGAUGAUCUUCCUGCGUAUACUAGCUGGCUUGAAGACCUUGUCAAGGACUGCUCGCGGUAA
Molecule: messenger RNA, 1542 nt
Organism: Didymosphaeria variabile
Lineage: Eukaryota; Fungi; Ascomycota; Dothideomycetes; Pleosporales; Didymosphaeriaceae
Exons: 4
Coding region: 1-1542 (513 amino acids)
Biological process (GO): protein phosphorylation
Molecular function (GO): protein kinase activity; ATP binding
Source: RefSeq, a predicted model, not a curated record